AUGCCCACUCGACCGGAACCUACAGACCGCCCUGUCCUCCCGUUUGCAAGCGCCAGCGAUUUCGAGGCUUUUCUCGACCGUGAACACGCAACAACGGAAGGGAUCUACGUAAAACUCGCGAAGAAAGCCUCGGGCAUUCCCUCCAUCACACCGGCCGAGGCGGUCGAGACGGCUCUAUGUUUCGGAUGGAUUGACGCGCAGGGUUUCAGCCUAAAUGAGACGUACUGGGUGGUUCGGUACCAACCCCGCCGCCCUAAGAGCAUGUGGUCGCAGAAAAAUGUCAACACGGUCUCUAGACUGCAAGAGCAAGGGCGCAUGCGCCCGGCAGGACUAGCCGCCGUUGAAGCUGCAAAGGCUGACGGUCGCUGGGAUCGCGCAUAUGCCGGCGCAGCGACCAUAACUGCUCCAGAUGACUUGUUGGCUGCUUUGGCGGCAAGCCCAGCGGCUGCGGCGAAAUUCGAGAGCUUAGGAAAACAAGACAGGUUUGUCUUGCUACAGCGUCUGCACACAGGACUACCCCAGACACGCGAAAAACGCAUCAAUAACAUGGUCAACACACUGGCUGGGAACAAGGUCAAAUCUACAUCUGUACAAACAAAAGUUGAGACCGAGAAACAACCAAAGAAGAGCGAUGCAGUUACAGGCGCCUCGAAGAAGAGAAAACUAGACGAGGGCCAAGGCAGUGGUGCGCCUUUGGCCAAUAAGUCGUCACGAAGAGCCGGACUGCGUAGUCAAAAUCGAGACUGA
Exophiala mesophila is the source of this 747-nucleotide messenger RNA. RefSeq lists its product as uncharacterized. Lineage: Eukaryota; Fungi; Ascomycota; Eurotiomycetes; Chaetothyriales; Herpotrichiellaceae. Bases 1 to 747 code for a protein of 248 amino acids. The transcript has a single exon. The record is from RefSeq and is a predicted model, not a curated record.